AUGACGAAUCCAGAACUUCGCGCGCAGGUCAUACAUAUAUACAAGGUCAUUUCUCCCCAUUGUCGAAUUUCUCGCAGCCAGCAAGCUGAUUCCACGCCAUCGGUAGAGCUGCUCUUCCUUGGUCGCAAUUAUCCCCUAGGCUACGAAUAUUAUCGGAACAGGUUACAUAAAGCAUUUUCCAGCCAAGCGCAUCUGGAUAAUGAGGAGCAGAUCCGAAAAGGGAUUGCUAGAGCGGAAUUUGUCAAAAAGGAAAUCGAAGCAUUGUACUAUCUGAAGCGAUAUCGCACCUUGAAACAGCGCUAUGAAAAUUAA
Aspergillus tubingensis is the source of this 312-nucleotide messenger RNA. Its product is annotated as electron transfer flavoprotein regulatory factor 1. The record is from RefSeq and is a predicted model, not a curated record. Lineage: Eukaryota; Fungi; Ascomycota; Eurotiomycetes; Eurotiales; Aspergillaceae. Gene Ontology annotation, cellular component: mitochondrion. Gene Ontology annotation, biological process: respiratory electron transport chain. Bases 1 to 312 code for a protein of 103 amino acids. The transcript is spliced from 4 exons.